Molecule: messenger RNA, 2325 nt
Organism: Spinacia oleracea (spinach)
Lineage: Eukaryota; Viridiplantae; Streptophyta; Magnoliopsida; Caryophyllales; Amaranthaceae
Exons: 8
Coding region: 1-2325 (774 amino acids)
Biological process (GO): DNA integration
Molecular function (GO): nucleic acid binding; RNA-DNA hybrid ribonuclease activity
Source: RefSeq, a predicted model, not a curated record
AUGCCGUUCGGAUUAAAGAACGCGCCAACCACAUUUCAGCAGCGAAUUAACACUGUUUUCAGCAAGCAGCUCGGUCAAAACAUUGAGGCUUCUAUUGACGACAUGAUUGUAAAAGAAAGAGAGGUAGUUCAGAUGCCCGCCUACUUUGUUAGUCACGUAUUGCAAAAUGCCGAGUUAAGAUAUCCUACGGUGGAGAAGUUCGGUUUGGCCUUAUUUUUGGCAAGAAAGAAGCUGCGUCCAUAUUUUUUGGCUCACAGACUGGUGGUCUAUAAUGAUCAUCCAUUGAAGCUACCAUUCACUAAGCUAGAGGCAGCCGGCCGCAUGUUAAAUUGGGCUAUUAAGCUUAAUGCAUUUGAUAUCUCCUAUGAACCUAGGAAGGCUAUCAAGGGGCAAGCGCUUGCUGACUUCAUUGUGGGAAUGACAAGACCCAACUUCCCCAGAGACAGAAUGACCUUAUGGACAGUCUUAGUGGAUGACUCCUCCACGCAAAAUGGAUGUGGUGUCGGCAUCAUUUUCCAGUCACCUGAGGGAGAUACUUAUGAGUAUGCAAUGCACUUCAAAUUCCAAGCUUCAAACAAUGAACUCGAGUAUGAAGCACUACUCUGUGGCAUCCAAAUGUGGAAAGCGGUAGGAGCUGAGGAAAUUUUGGCACUGCCUGACUCUCAACUUGUGGUUCAUCAGGUAAACAGAGAUUAUGAAGCACGAGAUCCUACAAUGAUCAAGUAUAUGAAUGUCGUCCACCAAGAAGUAGAACACUUAAAGAUCUUUAAAGUAAAACAGGUCCCUCGGUCAGAGAAUAAUCAGGCUGAUGCAUUGUCCAAACUCGUCAGUUCGGCCUCCUGUGACACCCCACGUCACGUAUUCUGCGAAGUGUUGGACCAGAAGAGCAUUGAGCAGAACGAAACGGAAGUACUGGAUAGAAUGUCCACUUGGAUGGAUAACAUUAUCAAUUUCAAAAUGAAUGGGGAGAUCCUAGAAGAUCUUCACCAAGGGUUGUGCAGUUCGCAUAUCGGGGGAAGGGCUCUGGCAGUAAAAGCACUUCGGACCGGCUACUAUUUGCCUACCUUAAGGGAAUAUGCUCUCUCCUUGGUCAAAAGAUGUGACAAGUGCCAGCGCUUUUCUCAUCUGAUUCACCGGCCGGCACAGAUUUUGACGCCCAUAACUAGUCCCAUACCAUUUUCUAAAUGGGGAAUGGACCUCUUGGGCCCAUAUAUUGCGGCACCAGGAGGAAGAAGUUGUGUUGUUGUUGUUGUCGAUUACUUCACCAAGUGGGUGGAGGCGGAGGCACUGAGAAACAUCAAUACUUAUGAUGUGAAAGCAUUCAUCUGGGUAAACAUCAUCACUCGCUUUGGCGUACCUCAAUCUAUUGUUUUUUACAACGGACCUCAGUUUGAAACCCCCAAACUAAGAGAAUGGUUGGUCGAGCACGGUAUUGCCGGUCAUUUUGCUUCAGUAGGAAGGCCGCAGGCAAAUGGACAAGUAAAAUCCUUUAACAAAAUCAUUUAUGAGGGAAUGAAGAGGAAGUUGGAUGAGGCUAAAGGGUUGUGGGAAGAUGAGUUGCCAAACUUCUUAUGGUCUAUUCGCAUAACAGCAAAGAACUCUACUGGGGAGACUCCAUUCUUACUAGCCUACGGGGGUGAAGCAGUUCUUCCCAUAGAGAUGUGUGAGCCAAUGCUCCGAGUCAUGUUGUACGACGAGAAGGCUAACAGGGAAAUGAUGAAGGUCGCCCUGGAUUUCUGGCCAGAAGUAAGAGGCAAUGCCUCCAUGAGACAACAGUUAUACAAGUUACGCAUGGGAGAGAGUAUAACAAAAAGUCACCGUGUCCUCACCUUCUGCAACCACGCCGCCGCCACCAUCUCUACGCUGCCAUCAUCUAUGCUUCGUCUCCUUAAUUGCAAUUGUAUGUCGAAUUUUGGAGCAAUUAACUCAAAUUGGAUAUUCAUGGGAUUGCAGAAUAAUUCGAGAAAGGAAGGACCUGAGCAGGAGACCAAUUCCUCAGAGAAUUUAAGAUCAGAUGAAUGUAUUAUGCCUAUAUGUUUAUUGAAGAGGAAACAGAUGGUGUUGGUGGUGGAUGAGGAGAAUGCCAAUGAGAAAUUGGUCAUGUACAAUUUUGUAGAAGAAGAUUUUAAGGAUAUUGUAGUUCAUGGUAUUCCAGAAACAUUUGGUUUUGGUGGGAGCUUCAUGGAGACUCUUGUAUCUCCUCAUUGCACUAAUGAAGCUGUUUUUUCAACGUUAGGACAACUUCGAAUCCUGAUAAUGAUACUUACUGAUACUUACAUGACAGUUCCUUCCAGGAGUGAAGAGCUGUUAGCCGCAAAUUCGUGA